AUGGUUGCUCCUGCUUAUCAUGAAAGUUCAUAUGUUGAUCAUGAGUUAUCAGCUAAUUUAGAUUCUACUUUUGCCUUUGAAGGUCCAGAAAAGUUAUUAGAAAUUUGGUUCUGGUCCUCCGAUAAGGAUUUACCAAGUGGAAUUAAUGAAGAAGGCUUAAGAUGUAUUCCUUUAGAAAAAUGGCAAACCAUCUUAGAUUUGGUCAACUGUAAGAUUUUAUCAAUGAAAUCUUCAAAGUUCAUGGAUGCUUAUUUAUUGAGUGAAAGUUCAUUAUUUGUAUUUCCUCAUAAAGUCAUUUUGAAAACUUGUGGUACGACUACAACUUUAGCAUGUCUUGAAAAGUUAUUUGAAACUGUUAAUGAACAUGUUAGAGUUAAUAGUAAAUUUAGUAAAUUGAAAAGUUCAACCAUUUAUAAGAUUUUUUAUUCCAGAAGGUCUUUUAUGUUCCCUGAUAAACAAAUCCAUGUUCAUAGAGAUUGGAAAGAUGAAGUUCAAUUAUUGAAUGAACAUUUUGCUCAUGGUAAAUGUUAUAUUGUAGGAGAUUUCAAUAGUGAUGAUCAUUGGUAUUUGUAUGUUGGAGGUGAAGAUUCAAAUGAAUCAUGUGGUCCAAAGCCCAGCAGUCACCAUCAUGAACAUUAUCAUGAUCAAACGUUUGAGAUUUUAAUGACAGAAUUAGAUCCUGAAUGUGCUCAUAAGUUCAUUACUAGUAGAAAACCUGGUGUUGCAUCAUUAAUUAAGAGUGGUGUUGAAGAGCAUGAUUUAGGUCAUGAUGUUGGAAUUGAAACCAUGGAAGAAACUGGAUUGAAUGAAAUCUUUGAUGAUCAUGAAGGUAAAGGUCGGGAUAAAUUUGAUUUUAUUCAUGAUGCUUUCUCAUUCACUCCAUGUGGUUAUUCAUCCAAUUCAAUUACAUCCAAUGAAGCAGGAUAUUAUUAUACAUUACAUAUUACUCCUGAAUCAGGAUGGUCUUAUGCUUCAUUUGAAACCAAUUAUCCUUUUGGUAGUAAGAAUUCUGUCGAUGUAAUUGAUGUCAUGAUGAGAGUUUUAAAAAUCUUUGAACCAAAGAAAUUUUCAAUGACAUUAAUAAGUGAAGAUGUCAAUGAUAGUACUUGUGAUGCAGUAUUCAAUAAGUUACAGAAUUGUCAUCAAGUUUUGAAAGAACAUGACUAUGUUAAAGUUGAACGUGUCUUAUAUGAUUUAAAGAACGAGUACAAGUUGUUGUAUUUGAACUUUAAAAAAGUCAAGAACUGA
Scheffersomyces amazonensis is the source of this 1248-nucleotide messenger RNA. RefSeq names its product adenosylmethionine decarboxylase (gene SPE2). Lineage: Eukaryota; Fungi; Ascomycota; Pichiomycetes; Serinales; Debaryomycetaceae. The record is from RefSeq and is a predicted model, not a curated record. Bases 1 to 1248 code for a protein of 415 amino acids. The transcript has a single exon. Gene Ontology annotation, cellular component: cytosol. Gene Ontology annotation, biological process: spermidine biosynthetic process; spermine biosynthetic process. Gene Ontology annotation, molecular function: adenosylmethionine decarboxylase activity.